UCUGUCGUGUCGUGUGUGUGUCACCUCGAAUUCUCGAUCAUUUCGAAAUCAUGUGAAAAAGUGCAAUUUAAACUGAAUUCGAAGUUUCUUUUCCAAUUAGUUUUGUAGGAAAUUGAUUUUUCACGUGGAAAUCGAGUUGCAGAGUGUACCCUGGUGAGGCGACACGUCCAAAUGUUUAUCACCUUGAAAAUAGUAAGUUUUCGUUGGACGAGAAAGACUUCGUUGUUGCCAGCGUCGUAAGCGUGCAAUUGAGGACGGUCGGGAUUAGAGCGCGGCACGGGCGGAUCAGGCGAUCAUUUGUCUAGAAAUAUUAGGUGGCAGCGGGCUUGGAUAGAGCGCGCGGAGCGAGGCACAGUGGAUUGGGGUCGCCUUGAAAACACAAAGAGUGUGAGGUGUCGACUCGCUGACGGGUAUCAGUCACGCGCUCUGCCUUUGUCGGACGACCGAGGGCUGUUGAAGGUCUUUCGCACCUGCCCCCGGCCGGAAGUGUACACAAGCGGUCCAUACGGAGCGCCCGACUUCCCAAUCCGGAUCGAGCCGACAGCGUAAGCAAUGCUUAACGUUCUGCGGUUCACGGGUGUCUUCAAAAAGCUCCAACUGAACGACCUGACCAAGUUCCUGAUCGGUCGCCUGGUGACCGCGGAGAGGACAACACUCGAGAACGCUGCCCAGGCGAAGAGGCAGCCCCAGCAGCAGCUUCAGCAGCAGCGCAACCAGAACCGGGACUCGCACAGCCUGCAGUCGGAGCAACCGUUCGAACCCCCGCCGCGACAGUGCGCGUCAUCGUCGCGGAAUCACCACAUCGCCAGCAAACCUGCGUCGGCGGCCUUAGCUGGUGGCGGUGGAUUAGCGUUUGGCAAUUGUUCAACGCUCAGCGACCUGGGGACUAUCAGUGCCAGCGCCAGCGUUCAGCAGCAACAACAAACGGUUGCGCGCGAGCUCGAGGAAAACAUCGAAGUUAGUGACUGUGAUCAAGUGAUAGAGGACAUGUCGACCAAGGGAACACAACACCAAGCGCAGGCCGAAGCCAUCAAGGCGGCGGCCGCGGCUGCAGCAGCCUCAGCAUCCUCGUCCAGCAACGAGUCCUGUCCCGGAGCCUCCAGUCCUGCAGACAUCAUCAAGUUCUUGGAGCUUGUGGGGAGUCUAAAGCACAUUAAACGAACUGGUUGGGUGAUGCGCAACGUAAAAGACUGUGAAUCAAUUUCGGGCCAUAUGUAUCGUAUGGGUAUGAUGACGUAUUUACUGGACGGUAAAGACGGUUUAGAUCGGACAAAGUGCUUAGAAUUAGCGAUGGUGCAUGAUUUAGCGGAAUGUAUUGUUGGUGACAUCACACCAUUCUGUGGUAUUUCACGGGAGGAGAAGAAAAUGCGCGAACUUCAAGCCAUGGAGGAUAUAUGUAAACUUAUUCAACCGUACGGAGUGAAAGUCUUGGAGCUAUUUCAAGAAUACGAGGAUGCGAAAACUCCCGAAUCGAAAUUCGUUAAGGACUUGGAUCGGUUGGAUAUGGUCCUCCAGGCAUUUGAGUAUGAAAAACGUGAUAAUUGUGUGAUGAAGCAUCAAGAGUUCUUUGACUCGACGGAUGGUAAGUUCGAGCAUCCAUUUGUUCGGCAACUGGUCGACGAGAUCAAUACACAGAGGCAAGCACUGUCCGCACAAAAAGAAGCUAAUCGAAUUUGCAACGGAAACACGAAUGGUUUCACAAAUGGACAUCAUGUCGACGCUGAUAUGAUCACGGAGAAUGGUGAACGGAAUGGUCACGUUGAGGUUGUUUCAGGUGCAAAGAAAGCCUCCACGAGUUGAUAAUGACGCCUUCUUUGUUAGCGAAGAAUAAGAUUUUCCCCGAAAGUGGAGAGACGCAAUAGAUAACUCUCAUCAUUCAUUUCAAAAAAACAGUUUUUUUUUUAAAGUCAUCUUUUAUGAGUGACUAUGCUGAUAUCUGCGCAAUCUAAUGCUCUUUUGUUUUAUCUCAGAAAUAUCAUUUAACACGUAGAUAAUUAAAGACAAACUAAGAUAGUUUUACAUAAUAACAUAAAGUUGAUGUGAGGAUUCUGGAUCCUCCAGCCGGAGCGCUACCCAGUUCAUCAAAUAGUGAUGGACGCUGUCUGUAUUUCAUACCAACCCCACAAACUCGCAUACACUUUAUUUGGAUGCCAACACGCCCAAUAUUUCAAAUGAUAUUUCAACGCAUAAAAUACUUAUAAUUUUUAUUUAAACUAAAUCUAGCCUAAAAGAGAUCACGACUUACUAAUUUGAUUAGUGAAAUUUAACUAUUUAACUAAUUUGGUCGUUAUACGGGUAUAUGAGAAGUAGAUGUGUUUUUGUAGGUUUUAUUUCUCUUAAAUUUAUUUAUUGUCUAUGAGAGGAAUAUUGUGAAUGUACAAGGUACUGUGUAAUGUUUGUUUAGUUUAAUUUCAGACCUUUCAAGUCGUAGCUGCAUGUCCCCAGCCCCAAGUGUCACGGUGCUUGUCAGCCUUUAGGGGACAUGUUGUUAUUGAAAUGGUUGGAUAUUUUGUUGUUCAGAUAGAUAGCUCGAAACAAAUUCUAGAGAAGCGAGAUCUAAAGACAUAUAGUGAAUGUUAUCUUAUUUGUAUAAUAUAUUGCAGGAAAGUAACCGAAAGUAAUUUGAGAUUUAUUUAAGAUGAAAUAUUUUUUGUUUUUAUAGUACGUCUAUAUGCAAGUGGAACAAGAAUGGAAAUACAAAACAAGAAAUAGAAAUACG
Messenger RNA from Hermetia illucens (black soldier fly), 2719 nucleotides. RefSeq lists its product as uncharacterized. Bases 553 to 1800 code for a protein of 415 amino acids. NCBI's taxonomy places the organism in Eukaryota, Metazoa, Arthropoda, Insecta, Diptera, Stratiomyidae. The record is from RefSeq and is a predicted model, not a curated record. The transcript has 3 exons. Gene Ontology annotation, cellular component: cytoplasm. Gene Ontology annotation, molecular function: 5'-deoxynucleotidase activity.